Molecule: messenger RNA, 753 nt
Organism: Eruca vesicaria subsp. sativa (arugula)
Lineage: Eukaryota; Viridiplantae; Streptophyta; Magnoliopsida; Brassicales; Brassicaceae
Source: the annotation of a GenBank genome assembly
AUGAGUUACAAGGAUGAAUCCGCCCGUGUCAACCGUUGGAUUUGUACUGCAAUGGAAAAGGGUUUAUUGGAACUACACUUGUACGCCCCUAACCUCGGGACGUGUGUUAAUAUAACUCGUAGUUUACUAAUUAGGAGUAACACACUGGUUAAGCUCACAAUCUCCGGUCAUUUUGAUAUUCGUGUAUCUAACCAUAUGUUUUUCCCAGCCCUCAGAUCACUUUCUCUGAUGGUUUUGCUUGAUUUUUCCCGCUAUCCCCAAAUCAUCCAAGCUUGUCCUGUGCUGGAAGAGUUAACCAUACGCGACGGGGACUUUCCAGAUAUGCUGCCUAUUUGUGGUGGUAUCGUCGUAGAACAUGCAUCACUCAAGCGUCUUGUGAUUGUAACGCCUCUUCCUGAUGGUAUAGACUACAAUCUCUUGUCAGAAUAUUUCGAAUAUGCUCGCCAGACAGUUCGUUUCCGAGUACCAAGUCUUGUCUGCCUUGACUAUUCUAGUUUUGUCUUUAAAAAUUAUGAGGUUGAUGACUUGGAUUCUCUCGUCGAAGCAAGACUGAGUCUCAAGUUAUGGUGGUCAGUUAGUCAUUUUGAUUUCGAUGAUGAUUAUUACUACGAUGACUAUGGCUCUUUUUAUCAUGGUUAUCGACGCCCGCCUAUAUUCGGUGAUGUUACAUGUCUAGUUGUGGCUAUUAGAAACAUUACAACCCUUCACUUGUCUCCUGAUUCCCUUGAGGUCAGUCCUUCUGUCUUAUACUAA